UGCCACUCAACCCGGAAGUACAGCCCUGACAGGAGCAGCGGCGAAGUUGAGUUUGCGUUAUCCGGGGGGGCGCGGGUCGUGAGCACCCCCAAUUCCGAGGCGGGCUACCUGUGGGCUUCUGUUGCCUCCCUUCCGCCCAUCUAGCCCCCGAGGCCUGUCCUUCCUUGGCCGCCAUGUCCUCAGACUUCGAGGGCUACGAGCAGGACUUCUCGGUGCUCAGCGCUGAGAUCACAAACCGCAUCGGGAAGGUGCCCAAGUUGCUGGGAGAUGAGAAGAGGCAAAUGGUUUCAAAUGUGGAGAAGCAGCUGGAAGAAGCAAGAGAGCUGUUGGAACAAAUGGAGCUUGAAGUUCGAGAAAUCCCUCCACAGAGCCGAGCCAUGUAUAGCAGUAGAAUGAGAAGCUACAAACAAGAAAUGGAAAAACUUGAAGCAGAUUUUAAAAGGUCACGUAUUGCCUACAGUGACGAGGUGCGGAAUGACCUCCUGGGGGAUGAUGGGAAUUCCUCAGAGAUCCAGUUGAUAAAAUUACGUGAAGAGAGGGCACAUCUGCUCGAUAACACAGAGAGGCUGGAAAGGUCAUCUCGAAGACUAGAGGCUGGAUACCAAAUAGCAGUGGAAACUGAACAGAUUGGUCAGGACAUACUGGAAAACCUCAGUCAUGAUAGAGAAAAGAUUCAGCGUGCUCGAGAAAGACUGAGAGAAACUGAUGCAAACUUGGGCAAGAGUUCAAGGAUCCUUACGGGAAUGAUACGAAGGGUCAUCCAGAAUCGGAUCUUGGUAGUGAUCUUGGGGAUCAUCGUCUUCUUGGCAGUCGUGAUGAUUGUUUAUUUCACUCUUAGACCACACUGAUAUCUUUGUUCUUCGCUAACCAGCAACAAACCUCCAGAGUAAUUAAGACAAAGUAGCCACAUGAAUCAUUCCCUUCCAUUGAAAUGGUUCUCCCUCUUAAAAACCUGCAAUUCAACUCUGGCACCAGUAGCAUACCCGUAUUUUGUCUUACUGGCUGCAUGUACCGAUAAUAUUUGUCUUUGUUUUCAAGAGUGUGACAUAGAACAACUGUUCUGGGUUUCCCAUAUUAACAUAUGGAACGGACAUACAUAAUUAAGAGGUAUAAAAAUUGAAUGUGUCAUUAGCAUAAUAAAUUCCAGGCCAGGUUUUUAAUGCUGAAAAUGGUAAGACUUGACUUUUGUGGAAUUAGUAUUUAAAUAUCUGUCAGGAUGGUCGUUUAGGCUCUUUAGAAUAGAAGUAAGCAAAUUUCAAAAACGCACUGAGAGUUACAUUUUUGUGGCUGAAUAGCUAUCACAGCUACAACCCAGCAAAGCGAUGAGCUAUUGUUUCUAAUAAACAUAUCACUCUUUGGCAGGAUUGGUUGAUGGCCUCGGUCCAUCUAUUAUUGUAAUAUGAUCAUGUUUUCUGAUUUUUCUAACUUUUUAUCUAGCAAUGUAUAUAUUCUCAUCUGCGGCAAGUCCUGGAUUAUGAAAUCCAUUUCUUUUAUGGUGUUGUCCUAUGAUCAUGUUACUAUGCUGUUAAUUAUGCUCUGUAUUAUUGUGUUCCUAAUGUAUGUAGAGUUUGAAGCAAGAAAAGCCUGGUAAAAAAAAAAAUCAUAUAAGAGAUUCCUUCAAAGUCACUUCUGAAUUCAACUGCAAAACAAUUAUAGGAUUUAAAAUUUGAUGUACUGUGCUGGAAUAAAUAUAAAUGAAAUUCUGUAUGCAAAA
Molecule: messenger RNA, 1714 nt
Organism: Anolis sagrei ordinatus
Lineage: Eukaryota; Metazoa; Chordata; Lepidosauria; Squamata; Anolidae
Gene: VTI1A
Product: vesicle transport through interaction with t-SNAREs 1A
Biological process (GO): vesicle fusion with Golgi apparatus; retrograde transport, endosome to Golgi; intra-Golgi vesicle-mediated transport
Cellular component (GO): SNARE complex; ER to Golgi transport vesicle membrane; endoplasmic reticulum membrane
Molecular function (GO): SNAP receptor activity; SNARE binding
Source: RefSeq, a predicted model, not a curated record